Planococcus citri (citrus mealybug) is the source of this 4701-nucleotide messenger RNA. Its product is annotated as microsomal triacylglycerol transfer protein-like. The record is from RefSeq and is a predicted model, not a curated record. Gene Ontology annotation, biological process: lipid transport; lipoprotein metabolic process. The transcript has 16 exons. Gene Ontology annotation, cellular component: Golgi apparatus; basolateral plasma membrane; endoplasmic reticulum. Bases 201 to 2957 code for a protein of 918 amino acids. Gene Ontology annotation, molecular function: lipid binding. NCBI's taxonomy places the organism in Eukaryota, Metazoa, Arthropoda, Insecta, Hemiptera, Pseudococcidae.
CGAGUAUAUCGAGAGCACAUUAAUAGCUUCUUCAGUUUCGGGUUUUGUUCACAAGUUGAUAACUUGAAAUGUUAAUCUUUUAAAUGAACAAUUUCCGUUUAUGCCUUCGUGCCUGUCUGUAUCUUUCGUAUCGAAAUACGAGUACUCGUACGAGCGUAUAGGGGCACCCGACAACAGUAAUUAGGCGCCGUACAAAAGUCAUGCAUGAAUCAAAGCAUCGUCAUCGCUUCACUCUCGUCUCCGAACGCUGGCAUACCGUGCCGUUCUCGUUUGCGCCGUUGCUGUGGUUGCUGCUAACCCAGAUCGCGUCCGGCUCACAGCACAGUCCAGCUCAGCCUCAGCCUGACUUAUUUUCGGAUACCGCCGUCGACAGGUUGUACUCAUUUGAUAGCAUUGUUCGGCUAAACGAAGUAAAUAAAACCAACUCGGAGAGUGAUUUGGCCUUCCAAACCAGUGGAAAUGUACGACUUUCGGUUAUUUGGCAAAAUCCAGAUGAUCGUUUGGAAAAGUUGCUUCAAUUUAGAGUAGAUUCGUUGAAAAUUACGUUGAUCGAUUAUCGAAAAAAUUCAACAUGGAAAUUCGCUCAACAACCGAUCAAAUCUUUGGACGGUUUGAAGAACGACCCAUUUCUCGUACAUUGGAAAAAUUUCAAAAUCAAGGACGUGUACCUGAAUCCGACAGAAGACGUAUCGUUGAGAAACAUCAAAAAAUCAGUGGCCAGCUUAUUUCAGUUUCAAAAGCAUCACGUUCACGACGAAGAAUGCGACGUAUGCGGAGCAUGUUCCGUUACUUACGAACUGGUCGAUUCAAAAACAAUCUUGAAGACGAAAAACAAAUGUAUAUCGCACCUACCCGAUAACCAGCAUCCCGAAAAGAUGUUGGGCACGAGUACGAACGUCAACAGAAGAGUACUGUAUCAAUUCGACGACGACAAGAUGAGCGAUUUGGUUAGAGCAACGAUGCACGAGCAUAUCGAUCUAAACAUCUACGUGAAGCAGGAAAUUGGCGCUUCAGCCGCAGCUACCAUGGAUCUCAGCUUGAUCAGUACUAGUUCUUCGACCACUAACGCUAAAAUGUUACCAUAUAAUUCGUAUGAAAAAGUCAUCAGCCAAACUGUUGCGAAUCUUAAACUUAAUUUGAAACCAGAUAACUUGUACAUCAUCGAGGAACCUACUCAGUCGACCGUCAAACCGUUACCAAAAGUGAUCAAAGAUAAUCGAGAGUUCUUAAAAAGUGGAAACUUGGGAAACGUGAAAUCUGCUUCGGCUUUUUUAGCUGUGCUGAGGUCCGUUGUUCAGUCUUCCGAAGAAGAAAUAAGCAAAAUUCUCAAGAACAAGAAAAACGAACCCAUCAUCGAACAAUUUAUGGAUGUACUGGGAUCAGCUCAAACGUUACCUGCUCAUAAAGCUGUUCUAAAACAUUUCAACUUCGUGAAACCUGGUUUGUUAUUGGAUGCUGUCGAGCGAUAUUUGUGGUCUUUAUCUGUCGCCAGGAAGCCAAAAAUUGAAUUUGUCCAAGAUUUGAAGGAUAUUAUAAAUCAAAAACCAAACGAUGUAAAAUUAUUAGAUUCUCUAGUCCUAUGUUUAACCGCGAUGGCGCGCAAAAUUUCAGAUGAUGUGGCGUUGGAAGCGUACUCUUUCGUUACAGAAAAAAUGUCACAAUGCAAACAAGACGAUCGUUGCAAAAUAACCUAUAUAAGGUCGUUGAAGAAUCUAAGAAAUCCUCACUCAAAAUCGCUGUUGUUGGAUUUCGCUUUGAAUGGCACCAGAUCAGUGAGCGUAAAUGCUCUCAAAGUGCUGUACGCGUUACCACAUUCCGUCUGGGAUAAACAAGUGCUAUCAACCAUGGAGAGAAUCUACUACCAAAAGGACAAGAAGUACGACAGCAGUAGCAGGGUGAUCGCAGUCGAUAUUCUCCUGGACGCCGAUCCUAGCGAACAAACUUUACGACAUUUGGUGAAAUCUUUGCAGUCUCAUAGCGCUUUUGAGAUACGAAAAUACCUUCUUCAAAGACUCAAUCAAAUCGCUUCCAACGACCGUAAAUUUUCCAAAAUUUUCAAACACCUGAUGAGGGAUGAAAAUCUGAAUCAUUACGGCGUUAUGGCUCAACGAGGUUUAUCGAAUGCGCUGAGCAGGACGUUUUCGGAAGAUCCAAGCGUGAACGCUACACUCUUCUGCGUCAAUCAAGUCUCAAAAGGGGUGCUCAAAAGAGGCCACGUUAGCGUUGCUUUGCAAAGAUUCAAUGAUACGUUGAAAGUGGGCGCAUUAGAUAUAUUCACCGGCGGAUUGAGCUCUUUUCUGUGGUCAGAUGACACAACCACUGUUGAGGACGAGCUCGACGAGCCAGAAGAUUUGACAGCUGGCUUGGAAGCGUCCGUUCUGGGUGUGCAAAUUCGACCAUUUGUAUUUUUCAACGGGCAUGGUGAACUUAUGGGUCACAUUUGGUCCGGAACAGCCUCCGAAAAAACAACCGCUUUACAAGGCACAGCUCUGCUCCACGAAGCCGACCAAAUGAUUGCUUUAGGUACGGGGAACAUAUUGAAAUUUCAACUAAUGGGCGCUGGUUCUUACGAUUUAUCUGGUCAAAUUCAAUUCAGUCUUUGGAACAGAAAUGCCCACGCUUUUGUCGAAGCAGUCGCCGGCGGCUCCGUAGAAGGUACUCUAAAUAUAAGUUCGUCAUUCAUCAAAAAUGGUGUCGAUUUCAAAGUAUACUCGCAACAGAAAGGUGAAAUGAACGGUGAUCUUGACUUUUACGACGAAGUAGCCUUUUGUUUGAGAAUUUCCCAGUUGGAUUCCGUAGUGAGAUUCGUUGGUGAGAAAUAUCAAAAACUAGCGGAUACCAGGUUUGUUCGUAAGCAAAGGAGACGCUUGAAAUUGGUAGUUCCAGGACGAACAUUUGCACUGAAUCAAAAGAACAACGAAAUGUGUAACGAUAUACUGAAAAGUCAGCCGUCCUGAAUCGUAUAAACUAUCUGUCUGAUUUUUAAACGCAUCCGUUAUCGAAUCGGAUUUCCUAAUUUAUUUAUUUAUUCAUUUGAUUGUUUGUUUGUUUGUUUCUGUUUAUUUUUGGUCACAGAAACAUAUUUUCAAAAUUAUCAUAACUUAUAAGCAAACACACAGUUACAGAAAGGUACACACUUACACCAAAGAUCUGCUCUGAGUGAUGUACCAAAAUAUUUGUGAUUCAUAUUGAUAAGAUAUAGGUAUACCUACCUAAGCAAUCAGCAUGAUGGAACACCCAUCAUAGCUCAGAUUUAGUAUUGAAUUGAGAAAAAAACAAUCUUUCAAAGUAUUACUUUACUUACUGUACGAUAAAACUCAUCGUUUAAAAAUAUUUAAUCGUUAACUUAUACGCUAAUUUAUUUGCAAAAUUGUUUGUGCCCUGUUUUUUUGGCCACUAUAUUUUUAUUGUAAUUGUUACUUCAUAAUUUCUAAUUUAUUUUAUUUCUGUUCACUUGGAAGGUAAUUUUAAACCAUUGGGUAGUGAGCAAAAAAUAACAUCACAGCACUGAGUGCAGAUGAAGAUACCUACUGAUAAUGCUCCCGAACAAAAAAUUGGUCUAAAUAGAAAAAGAAAGAUGAAAUUCUAAGUACACGACUAAAAACCCAUAAACUUUGUAAUUGGCAAUCGAGUACAAAAUGUUGGUUCGAUUUAUCAGAUUAUUUUAAAAUUCAGAAACUUGAUUUGGGUUGGGGGGGGGGUAGAUGAAGGAGAUGACUCGCCCUUUCGUGGACAAAAUAAGCUUACAUUUAUAGCAAAACCAAACAAAACAAAUCAUUGGAUUGGCCAUUAGAGUGCAUUUUUUGGUUACCAAAUUGUAUAAGAGAAUGCUUAACUUUACGUAUGCUAAGAUAUUGUAAUAGUUUUUCAAAUUGAAUAACGAUGUAAGCGAGCAUUUAAUCAAAUAAAUAAUUACUCAUCUCAGGAAAACGCAUCAUUUUCAAAAAUUAUUUUCAAUUUCAAGCAACAUAAGUACCUUCACAGUUCUGAACUAGAGAGCAUUUGGGUAUUUGGGGAGAUAUGGUUAUGAUGGAUUGCGAAAAAAAUGUGGGGGGGGGGAUUUUGACCAAAAUCAGCGCAGAUCUUUACUUCGAGUUGAAUGUCACACAGAAAAUUUUUUGUCAGCUUCGGAAGUGCUCUUUAACAGGCGAUAUGGGUUAUCAAAGAGAGGGAAUUUUCAAAAAAUUGUGGUUUUUUCGGUUCAUUAGUUAUAUAACCUGUUUUGGAAAAAAUGGCGCAGUUUCGAAAAAUAGCAGUUCAGAUUCUGCGUCAAUUUAGACAAUUGCUGUUGAAAUCCAAAACGACUUUCUUUCAGGAUUCUACAGAGCGGUUGAAAAUUUGCAAAUUGCUUAUUUUUAGACAGAUUAUUCCUGUUUUGAAAAUCACCGAAAAAAAUACCUAGCCGAUAACAUGACAAAUUUCUUGAGUUUUGAAAUGUACUACAGUGUCCAAAAAAUUGGCUUGAAGAAUAUACCUUCAGACGUGUGAAUAUAAAUUGGUCUCACAAGGUUUGAUACGGAGAACUCACAAGGGAACCUCUUAUUUUUGAAAAGAGCAAGGUCUAAAACCCCCAAAACCAAAUUUUCAGCAGCCCAACUUCAUUUUUCGAUUUUUGGCGGGAACGUUUGAAAAUUCAAAAUUGGCUGUUUUUGGUGAUUUAUGUUUCAAAAAAAAAAAAAAAAAAAAAAAAACAACAACAAA